Messenger RNA from Pseudoliparis swirei, 1593 nucleotides. It is a transcript of the gene b3gat1b, whose product is annotated as beta-1,3-glucuronyltransferase 1 (glucuronosyltransferase P) b. The record is from RefSeq and is a predicted model, not a curated record. Gene Ontology annotation, molecular function: galactosylgalactosylxylosylprotein 3-beta-glucuronosyltransferase activity. Bases 14 to 1021 code for a protein of 335 amino acids. Gene Ontology annotation, cellular component: Golgi membrane. Gene Ontology annotation, biological process: carbohydrate metabolic process; chondroitin sulfate proteoglycan biosynthetic process. The transcript has 5 exons. Lineage: Eukaryota; Metazoa; Chordata; Actinopteri; Perciformes; Liparidae.
UCUGACGCUGGAGAUGCCGAAGAGACGAGACAUCGUCGCCAUUGUGUUGAUCGUGUUACCUUGGACACUGCUCAUUACAGUUUGGCACCAGAGCGCCAUCACACCUCUACUCGCUAAACGGAAGGAUGACCGACGGGAUGGUCGCGCCAACUCUCGGAAUACUUUUGCCCUCAAGGAGUCCUGUUCCCUACAGAACAGGGACAUCGUGGAGGUGGUGCGCACUGAGUAUGUCUACAGCCGGCCCCCGCCGUGGUCUGACGUCCUGCCCACCAUCCACGUCAUCACUCCCACUUACAGCCGGCCGGUGCAGAAGGCAGAGCUGACACGUCUGACCAACACCUUGCUGCACGUGCCCAACCUGCACUGGCUCCUGGUGGAGGACUCCCAGAGGAGGACCACGCUGGUCAGCCGUCUCCUCCAGGAGACGGGACUCAACUACACCCACCUGAACGUGGAGACGCCCAGGAACUAUAAAGUACGCGGGGACACUCGGGACCCGCGAAUACCUCGGGGGACCAUACAGAGGAACCUGGCCCUGCGGUGGCUCCGGGAGACUUUCGGCAGAAACAGCAGCCAGUCUGGGAUUGUCUACUUUGCAGACGAUGACAACACGUACAGUCUGAAGCUGUUUGAGGAGAUGCGUUCCACCAAAAAGGUGUCGGUGUGGCCCGUGGCCUUUGUGGGUGGCCUACGCUACGAGUCCCCUAAGGUAAACACCUUGGGCAAGGUGUACGGCUGGAAGACUGUGUUCGACCCACACCGGCCCUUCGCCAUCGACAUGGCUGGGUUUGCUGUGAACCUGCGCCUCAUUCUGUCCAAACCCCAGGCUUAUUUCAAGUUACGGGGAGUGAAGGGAGGUUAUCAGGAGAGCAGUUUGUUAAGGGAGCUGGUCACGCUCAGCGAUUUGGAGCCGAAAGCUGCUAACUGCACUAAGGUAUUAGUAUGGCACACACGGACAGAGAAGCCUGUGCUCGUAAAUGAGGGCAAGAAGGGAUUUACAGACUCUAAUGUGGAGAUAUGACAUCAUCUGACACAGGGGCACUUCUCCAUUGGACGUGGAUUCAAACCAACCUCAGAGCUCUUUCCAGUAAUAUCCAGGCGUCCAGAAUAUCAUCGCAUCACAGUACAGUAGAUGUACUUCACCAAUGGAGGCACAUCUGUCCGCCCCAGGAGGCAGCACAAGCCGGGUGCUUGGACAGACCACGGAGCAUCAAAGCACAACUGCACAUAGAACGUGCUGCUCAGAGCACUGGUUGAUGCGAGUCACCGGUAGGAGUUGCCAAACGGAGCUUGCCCACUGAGGGCUCCUCGGAGAGCCGAGACAAAGGAUGUUACGUGACUUGAACUGCGGGAAGAGAUGGCACGGCAAGCAAUAAAGAGCCCUCUGAGCGCAGACACCACCAGCCAACCAUUAAAUAGGUCCUUUUUGUUCUGAGGCGAGCUGGCUGUUGGGCACAGGGCUGCAUGGAAGAACAAAAGGGGCCCUUGUCUUAAGUGAGUCAGCACUGACUGACAGACUGCACAGAGGGGAUCUGAGCCCCCCCCACCCCACUUGUACUGUACAACACUGAGCUAUUUAGAUAGCACCCUGAA